Messenger RNA from Quercus lobata, 2598 nucleotides. Its product is annotated as cycloartenol synthase-like. Gene Ontology annotation, molecular function: intramolecular transferase activity. Gene Ontology annotation, biological process: triterpenoid biosynthetic process. The record is from RefSeq and is a predicted model, not a curated record. NCBI's taxonomy places the organism in Eukaryota, Viridiplantae, Streptophyta, Magnoliopsida, Fagales, Fagaceae. Gene Ontology annotation, cellular component: lipid droplet. The transcript is spliced from 19 exons. The coding region runs from base 124 to 2400 and encodes 758 amino acids.
CAAUUGACAAUAUUACUAGAUUAAACUUAGACUUUGGCAAAUAGCUUCCUAGUGUACUAUAGGAAGGAAAAUCCUCCUUUCUUCAUAGCCUUUUAGUUGUGGAAGUUUUCGGAGUCUGAAACAAUGUGGAAGCUGAAGCUUAGUGAGGGCAAUGAUGUGAGGCUUGAAAGCGCAAAUAAUCAUAUUGGAAGGCAAUACUGGGAGUUUGACCCGAAUCUCGGAACACCCCAAGAGCAAGCUCAAGUGGAGAAAGCUCGUGAUGAGUUUAAGAAGAAUCGGUUUCAAGAUAAACAAAGUUCUGAUCUCCUAAUGAGACUUCAGUGUUCAAGGGAGAAUCCAUGUGAGAUGGAGCUACAACAGGUGAAAGUGAAAACUGAGAAAGAAAUAACUGAGGAGGCAAUGACAACCACAUUGAGAAGGGCCUUGAGGUUCUACUCAACAUUGCAGACUAAAGAUGGGUUCUGGCCAGGUGACUAUGGUGGCCCCUUAUUUCUCUUACCUGGCUUGGUAAUUGGCUUAUCUAUAACGGGGGCCCUUAAUGCAAUCUUGCCUCUUGAGCAUCGACAUGAGAUACACCGCUAUCUCUACAACCAUCAGAAUAUUGAUGGAGGUUGGGGAUUACAUAUAGAAGGAACUAGCACAAUGUUCUGUACAGCUCUCUGCUAUGUCACCCUAAGAUUGCUAGGUGAAGCAAUGGAUGGUGGGGAUGGUUCCAUGGAGAAAGCAAGAAAAUGGACUCUUGAUCAUGGUGGCGUCACCUACAUUCCAUCAUGGGGCAAGAUGUGGCUUUCAGUACUUGGGGUAUACGAGUGGAGUGGCAACAAUCCAUUAUCCCCAGAAAUAUGGCUUCUUCCUUACUUUCUUCCUGUACAUCCAGGACGAAUGUGGUGUCAUUGUCGGAUGGUGUAUUUGCCAAUGUCGUAUUUGUAUGGGAGAAGAUACGUGGGUCCCAUCAACAGUAUUAUUCUCUCGCUCAGAAGAGAGCUCUAUACUCAACCCUACCAUCAAAUCAAUUGGGAUCAAGCCAGAAAUUUGUGUGCUAAGGAGGACCUGUAUUGCCCACAUUCGAAGGUACAAGACAUGCUGUGGGGUUGUCUUGACAAGGUUGCGGAACCUCUCCUAAUGCAAUGGCCUUUCUCAAAGCUGCGACAGAAGGCUCUUGACACUGUGAUGCAACAUAUCCACUAUGAAGAUGAAAACACUCGGUAUAUCUGCCUUGGUCCUGUUAAUAAGGUACUAAACAUGGUCUGUCGUUGGGUGGAAGAUCCAAAUUCAGAGGCGUAUCAGUGUCACCUUGAAAGAAUCAAAGAUUAUUUAUGGGUAGCUGAAGAUGGAAUGAAAAUGCAGGGAUAUAAUGGUUCUCAACUAUGGGAUGUGGCACUUGCGGCUCAAGCAAUCCUGGCUACCGACCUUGUAGACGAAUAUGGUUCAAUGCUUAAAAAGGCGCACAAUUUUAUAAAAAAUACACAAGUUAGAACAAACAGCUCAGGUGAUCUUCAUUACUGGUAUCGCCAUAUUUCAAAGGGUGGAUGGCCCUUCUCAACUCCAGACAAUGGUUGGAUUGUGUCAGAUUGUACAGCUGAAGGUUUGAAGUCAGCACUUUUGUUAUCACAAAUGCCGUCUGACAUUGUGGGAGAGGCAAUAGCAGCAGAUAAACUAUAUGACGCUGUUAAUGUGAUUUUAUCACUACAGAACAACAAUGGUGGGUUUGCUUCAUACGAGCUCACAAGAUCUUAUGCGUGGUUAGAGAUGAUCAACCCAUCGGAAACGUUUGGAGAUAAUAUCAUUGAUUAUCAGUAUGUGGAAUGCACUUCAUCAGCUAUACAGGGUCUGAAAUCAUUCGUGAAACUGCACCCUGGACAUCGGAGGACAGAAAUAGAAGCAUGUAUAGCAAAGGCAGCUAAUUUCAUUGAGAGCAUACAACUACCUGAUGGCUCUUGGAUUGGAUCUUGGGGAGUUUGCUUCACCUAUGCAACAUGGUUUGGGAUAAAGGGUCUGGUGGCUACUGGUAAGACCUACCAUAAUAGCUACAGCAUUAGAAGAGCAUGUGAUUUCUUACUUUCCAAACAGCUUGAUUCAGGUGGUUGGGGAGAAAGCUACCUGUCAUGCCAAGAUAAGGUAUACAGCAGUCUGGACAGAGCACACAUAGUAAAUACUGGAUGGGCUAUGUUAUCUCUUAUUGAAGCUGGCCAGGCCCAGCGAGAUGCGACUCCCUUACAUCGUGCAGCCAAGGUUUUGAUUAAUGCACAAAUGGAAAAUGGAGACUUCCCUCAGCAGGAAAUCAUGGGAGUUUUCAACAAGAACGGUAUGAUCAGUUGUUCAGUGUACAGAAAUAUCUUUCCUAUAUGGGCCCUUGGAGAGUACCGCAAUAAUGUGCUUCUGAUUUCUAAAAAGUGGUAAAAGUAUUAAUCAAGGUGAAGAAGUGCUUGUGUGUAUGUGUGAAUAAUUAUGUCAAAAUGGAUGAUGAAUUUCACUCUGUGGUUUUUAUGUUGGUUUUUCUUUUUUCGACCUUUCUUGGUAGGAUGUGUUAAUUCUUCCUGUGUACACUUAAACUUACAAUUAAACUUUAUAAGUUCAUUCGUGAAAAUUUUUUCUUUA